AUGCCUCUUUACAUCCAUAACUGCGACGAGGCACAAGGUCCAUGGAUCGUCAGCAAACGAUGCUCUCUCUGCGUUCCAGCUCGCAAAGACGCAGGCAAGAAGCCCGGCAAGUCCGCCGCCAUCACCCACCGCCUCCGCCGCGCCACUGACAAGCUCAAACGCCUCAAGCCAUCACCAUCACACGCCGUCUGCUCCGAGUGCGGUGACCAAGGCCGCGCCAUACUGACACUCGCCGAACCGGACUGGAAUCCAGAGCCAGAGCAAGGACCAGAUGCUGCUACUAACCGCCAACGACCAGGUGACGCCAUAGGCCCAAUGAACGAGACCCCAGCCGACUUCGUCUUCAAACCGAGGUUUUCAGAGUACGACCCGUGCUGGGAAGAGGAACCGACUGGAGUAGACGACUGGCUCUGGGCCAGUGGUUCCGGAGAGAGCUACAACACCCGAUUUCCUCCACCCUCGCUCGCAAAGAUACUGUUCACUAGGUUCUGCUGCCCCUGCGUCGUUAGACUGGCUGCGCCGAAGCCCAUGACAGAAUCGGAGCGCCUGAAGAGGGACGAGGAGACUUGGGACAGGAUCCAGCGGGCCAGACGCCGCUCUCGCCCCUGGAUUCGAAGGCGCGAUUGGAACGCUCUCCAGGCUAUUGAGGAGCAGCAGCAGCAGCAGCAGCAGCGGCAGCGUGUAGAAGACGAAGUCGGCGUAGCCAGUGGUCUCGAUACUAUCGUAGAGGAGAAAAGGCCGGGAGACACUGUCGAAUCAAUCCAACCGGGAGCUAUUUCGGAGAGUUCGAUUGCACAGUAG
Colletotrichum phormii is the source of this 801-nucleotide messenger RNA. RefSeq lists its product as uncharacterized. Bases 1 to 801 code for a protein of 266 amino acids. The record is from RefSeq and is a predicted model, not a curated record. Lineage: Eukaryota; Fungi; Ascomycota; Sordariomycetes; Glomerellales; Glomerellaceae. The transcript has a single exon.